Messenger RNA from Aplysia californica (California sea hare), 802 nucleotides. RefSeq lists its product as uncharacterized. NCBI's taxonomy places the organism in Eukaryota, Metazoa, Mollusca, Gastropoda, Aplysiida, Aplysiidae. The record is from RefSeq and is a predicted model, not a curated record.
UCGUCAAGCAAGGUUUGAUUUGAAGGUGCAAACAAUAGAUCUCCAGAGCCUCAUUGGCCAGUUUGUGUUUGUGUCGAAAGAGAUUCCCAGAGACUCCCAUCUUACAUCAACGAAGACACCUCCUCAUUCUUCGGCUCACUUCUAGUUGUCUGGCAUAGAACAUCAACCAGUACAUUGCUUCUGGGCUUUGGUCGUCGAGCUAUAUCCACACACUGUCGACGAAGACUUGUUGACCUCAAACCGUCUGUCAGCCAACAUUUGAUCUUAUCUCUGGAUUUUUAUUCUAAGACUGCUAAUCUAAGACACAUACAGGUCUAUCCCAGAAGUCUGUCUGUCUGACACGUCUGUCCAUCUGUGAGCUUUCCGCCUGUCCACGAGAUCUGACAAGAUAAGAUGCAGACGAUCAAAGCCGUGCAGUUCCGAUUGUUUGGGAAGAAAAUCGUCAUCCAGUUCCCGUGUCUGUCACCCAGCCUCAGCUCCGACGGUUGGGAUGAGUACCUAGACAGUCCAGAGCCCAGUGGUCAGCAACAGACCUGGUUACCCAACUGUGUGGUCAGUUUGCUGCAGGACUCGCUGGUCUCCGCUUUCCAGCCCAUCUUCCGUACCACGUGACCUAUAAGCGUUACCUUGAGGCGGACACCAUGUUCUAGCUCAAGGCUGGCCGGACAUCUGGCGACAUACGUCAUUGACACGUCUCAGACGCGUCACGCAAGUGUCCAGCCGUGCCCAAACUCCAUGACCAGGAGCUGUCCAGGGAAAAUAUCACACACACACACACACACACACACACACACACACACAC